Messenger RNA from Teleopsis dalmanni, 865 nucleotides. It is a transcript of the gene Cyt-c-p, whose product is annotated as cytochrome c-2. Gene Ontology annotation, cellular component: mitochondrial intermembrane space. The record is from RefSeq and is a predicted model, not a curated record. Bases 110 to 436 code for a protein of 108 amino acids. The transcript is spliced from 2 exons. NCBI's taxonomy places the organism in Eukaryota, Metazoa, Arthropoda, Insecta, Diptera, Diopsidae. Gene Ontology annotation, molecular function: electron transfer activity; heme binding. Gene Ontology annotation, biological process: mitochondrial electron transport, cytochrome c to oxygen; mitochondrial electron transport, ubiquinol to cytochrome c.
GUGCGAUUUUCGUACGGGUUACGUUUACCCCAGAAAUGAAUGCGAUUGCCAUUUAGUCGAUUUACGUCUGUCGUUUGGAUUUGACUGUAGUAGUCGUUAGUUACGAAAAAUGGGUGUACCAGCUGGUGAUGUUGAAAAGGGCAAGAAAAUCUUUGUGCAACGUUGUGCGCAAUGUCACACAGUUGAAGCCGGUGGCAAGCACAAAGUAGGCCCUAAUUUACAUGGCUUAAUCGGUCGUAAGACUGGUCAAGCAGCCGGUUUCGCAUAUACAGAUGCUAAUAAAGCAAAAGGUAUUACCUGGAAUGACGAUACACUAUUUGAAUACUUGGAGAACCCAAAGAAAUACAUCCCAGGAACAAAAAUGAUCUUUGCUGGUCUUAAAAAGCCAAAUGAACGUGGCGAUCUUAUUGCCUACCUCAAAUCAGCAACUAAGUAAAUUAUGACAAAUUAAUUUAUUUAUUUAAAUCAAUUCAUAUAUAUAUAAAUAUAUACAUAAUAAUGUCAAUAUAAAUUAUAUUAUAACAAGAUAAAACAAAAACAACAACAACAACAAUUCAUUUCGUUAUGUUAUUUAAAAGUCACAAAUUAAAUUCAAUUGUGUUCAUUGAAUCAACUUUUUGGUAGAAUAUUAAAAUCAUAUAAGAAGAAUAACCUAACCGCACGAGGCACAGAAGAAUGGUGCUGAAAUAGUAGACGGGGCCAGGCCAUCUAUCUGGCUAUUUAUUACUACUACUACUGCUAUUAAUUGUAAGGUUCAACGUGCUAUAGUAAGCUAAGAACAAAAUAGCCUCAAUUUUAGUUUAACAUUAAAUAGUAAAAUAUUGUUUAUAAUUUAAAUUAAAUAAAAAACAAACUAUAACGAAAA